GAAGCUCAUGGCCGGCCCAGCGAUGACGACUUUGUGCAAGUCCACAUCGAGGAAGAAGAGUCCGACGAGCUCACCGGGCACGAGUUCGGCUCGAACGUGGACUGGGACGAACCAAUGUGGCCCGAUGCUCAGGAUGAGGGGCCCACCGGUGGUCAGGACAACUCUCGGACCUAUGAAGAG
Molecule: messenger RNA, 180 nt
Organism: Durusdinium trenchii
Lineage: Eukaryota; Dinophyceae; Suessiales; Symbiodiniaceae
Source: the annotation of a GenBank genome assembly